CGGCAAUUCAGUACAUCACUCAACUAGAAGAGUAUCACAAUUGUUUUGCGCGAAGCGUUUAUUGGAUUUUUUCCCCACAUUUAAUAUUUACAGUAACUAAAUAAUCGUUUGCACUUCCUAAAGAUACGGAGUAAACUUUGACUUGAAAGAUUGUAUUACUUCUGUAUGGAUUCACCAUUGCAAGGGUCUGAAGACACAUUCAAAAGUGAAAAUCAAAUCCAUAUUUUGCUGUCCGCUGCAGAUAUAAUGAAUAAAAAUGAGGACGAAGAGGAAGAUUUAGAAGUUGGAAAUAUUUUGGAAAGUUCAAAAUGCAGGCAGUGCAUGCAUUGCCAGGAAGGUAUUGCAGCUAUAACAAACACGAUACGUAACACUAUGAUUGAAAUUAACGAAAUAAAGGAGCGCAAUCGUGAACGACGCCAUCAGGACAUUUUAGAAGCAUUUAAAAAUUAUUUGUGCCAAAUAAAUGCUCCUAGGGAUUUAAAAAAUACUCAUAUUUUAAAUCCGGAUUCAUCUGUUAAUCAAUUAAAUAAUACAUCCAAAACCCAUACAAUUCCACUGCCUCAGCUUAGUAAUGAAGUGUACCCUGUUAAAGAAACGAAGCGGCAACUACCUGUGUGUACUCAAAAACAUCAGCAUAAUACUAUAGAAAGACCGAGUACAGAAGCACCGCCGAAAAAAUCUAUUAAAACAAUGAAUCUGAAAAUCGAGACGCUAUCUCACAGUGCUGAUGCGGAAAUCAUCAAGGCUAGUCAAAAGGAUGAACUUGUUGCUAUGCGUGAAAAAAUGCUUGCUAUGCAGCGCCGAAAAAUGGAGGACCGGGAGCGUAAAAAACGCGACAUUUCCACGCUUUGAUGUAAAUGAGUGUCGAGUAAAACUGUGCGGAGCAAAUAGGAAUAUUAAGGCCGGUCCACAUAGAACUUUCGUGUUGACAUUGAUUAAAACCUAACUAUGAAUACACACAAGGAGUGUUCGCUAUGCAACUGCCAGUAAGUCCCCUUUCAGACACGUCAAGUCUGCUCGUUCGUGGGCGAAGGAGG
Rhagoletis pomonella (apple maggot) is the source of this 1037-nucleotide messenger RNA. RefSeq lists its product as uncharacterized. The transcript is spliced from 3 exons. NCBI's taxonomy places the organism in Eukaryota, Metazoa, Arthropoda, Insecta, Diptera, Tephritidae. The record is from RefSeq and is a predicted model, not a curated record. Bases 166 to 852 code for a protein of 228 amino acids.